AUGGACAAUCGGUCCCUGGCCUCGCCGCCCUCGAUCCGUGUGUGUCAUUCCAGCCACACAGAGUUCACCAGCAGCAGCAACAGCAGUGAGCACAGUCGUCGUCUGCCCUCGCGGUCUCCUUCGUAUUCGAAAAAUUCUGAUCGGUCCCCGUCGUCCUCCUCGGCCUCGUCCUAUGGGCGACCAAUGGCCAUUCGAAAGUCGAACGAGCCGCUCGCGCCGCCGCCUUUGCCUCCGCCCCGAUUUAUCGAGGACCUGGCGCAGGGCCACGACUCGGGUUGGAAAUGGGGGAAUUCGUUUGAGGGAAAGCCGACGCUGGCUCCGAUCAAGCCCACCUCCAGCCUGUUUGGUGGGCACAGUCGGCCGCCGCUGGUUCGACGAGACGAGACAUUCUCGUUUACUGACGAUUUCAAGCGUGGAGGUACGAUGUCAGCGGCGACCAGUCCGUCGUCAGAGGUAAACUCGGUUGGGCCAGUGUCUACGAUUUCAGAUGCGCCACGGUCAGGCUCACUGGGGUCGAGUACCUCCGCUUCACGGAUGGGAUACAGUUUACAGGGAGAAAAGCCUCUAUCAGAGAAGAGUGUUGAACGCUCUUCAAAUGCCUACGACCAACACCUACUCUCUAAAAUCGGAAAGCCGGGUUCGCCUCCGCGACUUGCUGCGAGUUUGGGCACUUCAAUAAACAACACCAGUUUGCCGUUCCACUCGAAGAGCAGGACACUCUCCACCCUGUCUAUUGGAGACGGGUCGCUGAGUCCGAGAGAUAUACCUUCCCGAUGGGGCAGUGGACCUCCGUCGGCAGCAAUCUCUCCUGGAACGAAGAUGGGCGGUUGGCAGGACUAUGUGGGAUACCAGAGCCCGACAGCCGAUAGCGCUGUGCAUUCGCCAAUGGAAAUCGAUGGUUUUAAUCAGACGCGAGACCCAUAUAGCAGCUGUGCUUCCGGACGUCAUGCGACAGAGGAAAGGCCCAGCAUAGCAGAGAGACCUGGAAAAGCGAGCUAUGACCAGGGGAUGUUUCCCGACCAAGAUACCGAUUUUGCAAUGGAUGAUGCGGGGCCAGCUCCUCAACACAGCCUACCUGGACGUCUGUCUUUUACGGAAGGGUUUUCGUCCGUAUCGCGUAAUAGCAUGAAGCGAAGAGCUUCGUCUCCUCCCCGUGGUGCAGUUGGCGAUUCAAUAUAUACGUUCAAUGAGCCUGAAAGAGAUAGACGGCCGCUAGGACUUCGCUCCAAUAGUUGCACGUCACCCAAUACCCGCUACCUAGGAAGUCACGGGUCCGUGUCUUCUAUUUCUUCGAGUUUACGAACAGAAUCCUAUGCUUCUUCUGCCGGGCUCUCCAUUGCGGCGAGUAGUAUUUCCUCUUUCGGUGGGCCAUCGCCGGGAAGGAUUUCUCCCACGUCUGAUCUGGACGCUUGCUACGAAAAAUCAUAUUUGCCGCCGACCUCACACCGGUCACAGUACUCGGACCUGGCGGAAAUCAAAGGCUCGGCAACACGAAAGGGCUCAGGACAGAAUGGUAUCAGCUUAUCAAAGCCUACUGCGCCAAGGAUAGGAAGGCUUUAUAUUUGUGAAUGCUGUCCUAAAAAACCAAAGAAGCUUGAGAGUCUUGAAGAAUUACGUGCCCAUGAGAUGGAAAAGCAAUAUACCUGUCAAUUCUGUAAUAAACGAUUUAAAAACAAAAACGAGGCCGAGCGUCACCAAAAUUCCCUCCAUUUGCGGCGGCAUUCUUGGUCUUGUGCUGCGUUGUCAAACCCAGAGUCAGCUUUCCACCCUUCAGCUUCUCCAACAUGUCAGCUCGCCAACGGUGUGUCGCAUGACACGUGUGGAUAUUGCGGCGUGGAAUUUACAAAUUUCCCGAAGCCCGAGUGGGAUCGGCGGAUGGACCACCUGAUCAACAUCCACAAGUUUGGAGAAUGUAAUCAAGCAAAAAAGUUUUACCGCGCAGACCACUUUCGGCAGCAUUUGAAACACAGUCAUAAUGGAUCGAGUGGGAAAUGGACCAAUACGUUAGAAAGCGCCUGCAUGAAGGAAGAGCCACCCCAUGAAGGCCUCCCAAGUAUCGGGGAGCAACCGGGGGAUAAUGCGGAAGGGGAUAAUGGGAGCAUUGGAAUGCGAUCGGCGACGGGCAGAGCUACCGUCCACACCAUUGACGAAGUGAUGACCAGUUCUUGA
Messenger RNA from Uncinocarpus reesii 1704, 2169 nucleotides. RefSeq lists its product as uncharacterized. NCBI's taxonomy places the organism in Eukaryota, Fungi, Ascomycota, Eurotiomycetes, Onygenales, Onygenaceae. The coding region runs from base 1 to 2169 and encodes 722 amino acids. The transcript has 3 exons. The record is from RefSeq and is a predicted model, not a curated record.